Messenger RNA from Erythranthe guttata (spotted monkey flower), 2810 nucleotides. Its product is annotated as mRNA capping enzyme family protein. The record is from RefSeq and is a predicted model, not a curated record. Gene Ontology annotation, molecular function: ATP binding; mRNA 5'-triphosphate monophosphatase activity; mRNA guanylyltransferase activity. Gene Ontology annotation, biological process: 7-methylguanosine mRNA capping; protein dephosphorylation. Lineage: Eukaryota; Viridiplantae; Streptophyta; Magnoliopsida; Lamiales; Phrymaceae.
CACAUCUACCCCUCAAACGUACCCUUUUUACAUCUUCGGUUCAUGGCAUAAAACAUUACACACAGCGAUUAACCUAUAAGUACAUACGACGAACACAACAUUUUGUACAUACAUAUAUGAUAUAUACAUAAACGGCUGUGUAUAUUUUAACCAACAUCCUUUUUCUCCUCCGUUACCUCAUGGAUUGAAUUACAUCACAGGCGAUCUCUCUUUCUCUCGAACCACGACGGGUUGUUUUUCUAGGGUUUUGUGAAGUCGAAGUUCGAUUGAACUUGUGUUCGAUUGUAGGGUUUUACUCGUUUUAAGAUUGAAGGAAGGAUCUCUGGCUAAUUUCAUUUCUUUCACCGGGGGUUCGAUCAAUUAACCGGUGGUUCAAAGUCUUUCGUUGAAAAUUACCUCCACGCUGGUAUCUAAUUUAGUCCUUUGAUUGAGCAUGGACUUGAAUGCUUCCCCUGAACCAGAAGAGGAUGAAGUGUAUCCUGGCUCACACUCGGAAGAAGAUAACGGGCCAGAAGAACGAGUUGAGUACAAGCAUGUGGAACAUGGCGAGAGUGCUGUUCAGUUAUUACGCCGGGAGCGUCAGGAAAGGAUGCGACGGAUGCAAAGACAACCUCCUGAUGAAAGACAAUCCUAUGGACAUCAGUCUACUGGGUAUCAAGUAAAAAGACAGAGACCUAAUAGGAAACUUCCUCCAGGUUGGUUGGACUGCCCAGCAACUGGAAGCGACAUAGGUUGUUUGAUCCCUUCAAAAGUCCCUUUAGAUGAUAGAUUCAAUGAUUUAAUUCCCCCGGGUAAAAGAUACUCAUUUAGGCAGGUGAACCAUCAACAGAGAGUUUUAGGAAGAAAGAUUGCUUUGAUGAUUGAUUUGACCAAUUCAACUAGAUACUAUAAUGUGAUUGAUUGGACAAAAGAAGGUAUUAAGCAUGUGAAGAUUGCAUGCAAGGGGCGUGAUUCAGUUCCUGAUCCUGAAGCUGUAAAUAAGUUUUUUUAUGAGGUUUCACAAUUUCUGGCUCGGCAAAAGAAAGAAAAGAAGUUCGUUUUUGUUCAUUGCACGCAUGGGCAUAAUCGUACUGGAUAUAUGAUUGUCCACUAUCUCAUGCGUACACUGCCUAUAUCUGUCUCCCAGGCAAUAAAAACAUUUGCUGAUGCACGUCCACCGGGGAUAUACAAACCUGAUUAUAUUGAUGCCUUGUACAAGUUCUAUCAUGAGAAGAAGCCGGAUAUGGUUGUUUGCCCUCCAACUCCAGAUUGGAAAAGAUCUUCUGAGCUUGAUCUCAAUGGUGAUGCGAUGCCAGAUGAUGAUGACGAUGAUGGAGAUUCUGUAGCUCCUCCAGAUGAGAGUCACGAAACGCAGGUUGUCAUGACAAAUGAUGAUAUAUUGGGAGAUCCAAUCCCUGUUGACCAAGAAAAAGCAAUGCGGAAUUUCUGCUAUCAAGUUAUGGGUUUGUCAAUAGAGACUAGUGGUAAAGCUCAGCAUUUUCCUGGCUCACAUCCAGUUUCUCUCGACAGGGACAACUUACAAUUGUUAAGGCAGCGUUAUUAUUAUGCGACAUGGAAGGCUGAUGGAACAAGAUAUAUGAUGCUUAUCACUAUUGAUGGUUGUUAUUUGGUAGAUAGGCAUUUCAAUUUUCGGAGGCUCCAGAUGCGAUUUCCUUGCAGACAUGAAAAGGGAAUGACUGAGAAAAUGUUUCAUCAUUUCACUUUACUGGAUGGAGAGAUGAUAAUUGACACUGCGCCUGAUACAGGGAAGAAAGAAAGAAGAUAUCUUAUCUAUGAUAUGAUGGCCAUUAAUCACAUGUCCAUUAUAGAGAGACCGUUUUAUGAACGUUGGAAAAUGCUCGAGAGAGAUGUAAUCGAACCUCGGAAUUUCGAAAGACUAAUGAUAAAUCAAAACCCAAAUUAUCCAACUUCAUAUUAUAAAUAUGAAUUGGAACCUUUCAGGGUAAGGAGAAAAUCGUUUUGGCUGCUUUCUACCGUUACAAAACUUUUGAAGGAGUUUAUUCCAAAGCUUUCUCAUGAAGCAGAUGGUCUUAUAUUUCAGGGCUGGGAUGAUCCUUAUGUUACUCGAACGCAUGAGGGCCUCUUGAAGUGGAAAUACCCAGAAAUGAAUUCAGUGGAUUUUCUCUUUGAGGUGGUUGACAACCGCCAAUUACUUUAUCUGUUCGAGCGAGGAAAGAAGAAAUUGAUGCACAAUAGGGUUGUUUUUCCUGAUGGCUCUGAUACCUCAACAUAUUCGGGUAAGAUAAUUGAGUGUUCUUGGGAUAAAGAGCAAGAUGCAUGGGUGUGUAUGAGGAUCAGGCCGGAUAAAGGAAACCCAAAUGAAUUUAACACCUACAGGAAGGUGAUGAAAAGUAUAAAGGACAAUAUCACAGAGGAUGUAUUGUUGAACGAUAUCAAUGAAAUCAUCCGCCUGCCAAUGUAUGCAGAUAGAAUACAGCACGAGAGCAAAGCCCACAACCAUAACUCGUCACGUCGUAGGUGAUGAAUUAUUUAAUACGCAGUGGACGCAAUGGUGGUCUUGCAAAUGUCAGGCUUUGGUUCUUUUUUCAUGGAUAGUCGUUCUCUAGAUUGUAGGGAUAGUUACUGGAUGGACUUUGUAUAUUAUUAUUAUUGUUUCUUAGCUGCAGUUUUUCUUUUUCCAUCUUAAAUAGUCGUCGGUUAAAUUUCUCCAAAGAUGUAGAUUUUAGUUUAAAUUUUAGCUGUUAUUGUGGAAUAUGAACUUAAGGCAUCUGAUAUCAGCUUUUUCGCUGUGAGGGUGACGGAGUUCUUGUCAAUGUUUCUGUGUUGAAGACAAGUAUUUGUGUUAAAUU